AGUUGUCACAUUAUGCAGAUACUCCGUAAUACUACGAAAACCUGUACUAUUUUUAUGUACUAAUUUCUUUGUUUACAUUUAAUGGCGGCUACGAUGAAUGCAAGACGGGACAAGCCCGCAACAAUUUCGUUCACACUGCCCAUUUCAUGUCAAAUAUGUCUCGGCAAGGUGAAGCAGCCUGUGCUGUGUCCAAACAACCAUGUUUUCUGCUCACCAUGUAUGGAUGUCUGGCUGCAGAGAAUCCAGCAGUGUCCUGCCUGCCGAACUCCAGUGGACUCCAGUAACCCCAUCAAACAUAUCAAAGGGGGAUUGAAUCAAGUUGAGGACAAUAAAGAAAAGAUGACUAACCCAGAUAUGAGAAGAGCCAGAUUUGAACUGCUGUACAAGGAAUAUGAGGAUGAAUUUAAUCAUCUAGAAUCUGAGGUGAAGCUUUUCAAAAAGGAGAAUGAAAUCUUGAAAGAGCAGCUCAAGAGAGAUGGGAGGUCAGAGGUCAGUGGAAGACCAGAUUUCAUUCAUCCAGGAUCCUCGGAUACAAGUAGUCUGAUGACACUCACCAAGAAACUACAAGAUGCCCAGAAACUAUAUGAACGCCUCAAAACCGACAUGAAGAAGGUCAAUGAGGAAAAUAACAAACUCAAGGAUGAAAAGGUCAACCUUAACCGAGAAAAUGAGACUCGAAUGGAGAUUGCAACCCGAUCUCCACACAGAUAUGGGAGAUACACUGUUGCAACAUUGGAAGCAAAGGUUGAGAGCUAUGAAAAGGAAGUAAGACAACUGAAUAAAGCUUUGGAACGAAGUGAUAGAUAUGUGGAAGAUCUUGAAUCCGAACUAAAAAAACUGAAAGGAAUAAUCCCAGGCAAAUCCAGCUCUGUUCCCCACAAAUCUUCCUUAGAUUCAAGGAACAAAGAUCAUGUCUCUGAAAAUCCGGCCAAAAGACAGCUGUUUGGAAGCUCCAUGGAAGAUUUAAGAAAUCUUCAUGCUGGAGAUUUGAUCUCAGUAAAAGCCAGACAAAUGCCAACAUCCACUGUCUAUCAGAAAGUUGCUUCCGACAGAGCAUUUGGAGGAUCUGUAAAUGGCUUCAUGGAUUCCAAGUCAAGAUCACAAAAAGAGAUGCAAAAGAGAGAUGACACAGAGAUCACCAUGAACAGCACCUCUGAUUCAGGAUCACCAAUAAAAGAUAAGAGUCCCAAAAAAGUGCAUUUUUCUCUCCCCCAAAAAACAUAUGAUACAUCAUCCUUUGAUCUGGAUCAGCCAAGUCCACUGACACCCUCAAGUGCAUUAGAGAAAUUGGCCAUUGGGAAUGGUAGAUCAUCACCAAGUGAGAUUGAGUCUAGAUAUUUUGAACGUGCGAGGUAUGGCUCUGAAACCUCUGAUAGAAAGAAUUCUGUGGAUGGCAAUUCAUCCCUUGAUAGUUUUGAUGGCUUGGGGAAAAAAGGAAAGUCCAUUCUUAAAACUACAGAAAAAUAUGAUGAUACUUCAAGUACAAGCCUACUUAGUGUUCCUGACUUUGAAACAACACCUACAAAGAGGUUUAAACACAGGCAUGACCUUGAGUUGAGUGACCUUGAUGACACACAGACAAUUAGAAGUGAGCUUGAUGACCUGAAUAUAUCUCUGACACCAGAGUUAAGUGACUGUAUGAAAUUGUUGAACCGAGCUGAGAAGAAAACACACAAUUUUGAAGGAACUGUUCAAGACACAGCAGGUAGCACUCCAGCUUCUGCUGUCAUUGCGGCGUCCAGUUGUGUAGCUCACCCUGUGUCAAGGCCACCCCAAGCACUUCCUGCUAACUCCUUGCUCUCUGCUGCUGUCGUCCCAAACCAAUCAGUGGUUAGCUACCCUGCUACAUCCAGCAUUACAUUUGCACCUUCAGCUCUCAGGACAUCCUCAACGAAAUCAUUAGUUCCAGACCGACUUGAACAUUUGACAGGUGCAAGUGAAAUAAGCAAGACAGGGAACUAUAGUUACGUGUCUAAUGCCUCAAAUGACCUUUCAUCCAGAGGGUCAGACUCUUAUUUGCCAGAGCCCAAAAAGCGCCUUUUUGAGAGUGGAGAUGAUCUAGAUCUGACUUUAAGCCCUAUCAAGUCAACCAGAAUUCACUAGUCAGUUCCAAUUGAAAAGGUCAACCCCAAAACGUUGAUCAUCAUGGCACAUGCUUUAUCACAUUUGCACCAACCACUUAAAACCUCAAACAGGAACAUGAGAUAAUGCUUAACUCAAAGACAAUCUUUAAAAUUGUAUGAAAUCAAAGUAGGUCAAAUGUGAAUGUGUAUUUUUGUCCUUGUAAAUCAUUUCAUGUAUGUGACAAACACCCAAACACGCCUCUUCUAUGUCGGGGCAACUGUUUCUCUUGCUUGCCACUCAUGCCACUUCUAAUCCCUCACUUUCCCUUCCCAUCACACAAAAGAUACAUGUGUUUGUAUUUGGGAACUGCAGUAUUCAACAUAACACAUUCUUGAAGAACAAAACUUCAGUUACCUUCCUCAAUGGUUACACUCUCUGUUGCAAAUAUUCAAUUUUGCAUUAUGUGGAGUUACGGCAAUUUUCCGCUGAUCCACAUAUUUCCGCCGAUUCCUUUUUUCAAAUUGAUCAGUUCUGUGAAUCGUCUGAACGCCCCCAUUCAAUCACACAAUGUUAAGUUUUCAGCUGAAAAUAGAUUUUCCUGUUGCCGUAUCUAAUAAUGUGUUCUUGUUUAGUGUUCAUUCCGCAAGUUGGUGAAUGGUAAACUUUCCUGCCAAAUCUUUGUAACUAUUUAUCUUGUUGCAUCACCACAAUCGUCUUUGGUUUAGACUAUUUUUUUUGACAAUCCCAUCAAAAAGCCAACAUUUUGUUUCAUUAGAGGGCAAUAGUGACCGUUUGAUUUCAUAUUUGGGAAUCUGUUAUUGUUCAUGUGCUUUUACACCAAUAUGACUUUUAAUGUUAUGUAUCCUAUGUAUCAUGAAACGGGUUGUCAAUCAGUGUGUCGUUCUAUAGGCCUCAUUUCG
This is a messenger RNA of Haliotis rubra (blacklip abalone), 2984 nucleotides long. RefSeq names its product ORC ubiquitin ligase 1-like. The record is from RefSeq and is a predicted model, not a curated record. Gene Ontology annotation, biological process: regulation of DNA replication; protein monoubiquitination. Gene Ontology annotation, molecular function: metal ion binding; ubiquitin-protein transferase activity. Lineage: Eukaryota; Metazoa; Mollusca; Gastropoda; Lepetellida; Haliotidae.